GGAGGAUCAAACUCCUCAGCCCAGCCCGUAGCCUUGACGUAUAUAAGUUGCUGGGGGCCCAAGACGUUUCGUCAUGUACUUUGCAACACAAGUAAAGAUUCCAAUAGCAUCACGUCCAGAACACCAUGUCUCUCCAAACCAAUCUUUUCAUCAACAACGAGUACGUCCCGUCGUCGUCUGGCGAGACGUUGACGAUCUACAGUCCAAACGAUGACUCAGUCGUCACCGACAAGGUCCAAAUCGCGUCCGAAGCAGACGUUGACCGUGCUGUUGCCGCAGCCAAGAAGGCCUUCCCGAGCUGGUCAGCAACACCAGGGGUGCAACGAGCCAAAUUGAUGCUGAAGUUUGCCGAUCUGCUCGAAGCCAAUGCCGAGAAAUUGGGCAAACUCGAAAGCAUGUGCAUGGGUCAACCGAUCACACUGGCCAAGGGCUUCGUCGCUGGAGCAUGUGCCACCUGGCGGUACUAUGCCGGGCUGGCUGGCAAGGUCGCCGGCGAGUCUUACCCUCCUGAAGGCGAUGGCUCGUACAAGAUCGUUUCCUACGAGCCAUUGGGUGUAUGCGCCGGCAUCUCCGCGUGGAACGGCACGCAUGUCCUAGCUGCGUGGAAGAUGGCCCCUGCCCUUGCCGCUGGGAACACGUUUGUUUUCAAGUCAUCGGAGAAAUCACCACUCGGUGCCGCUGCGUACGGCGACUUGAUCAAAGAAGCCGGAUUCCCGCCUGGAGUGAUCAACAUCGUCACCGGCGCUGCUCCUACCGGUGCCGUACUGGCAUCACACAUGGAAAUUGCAAAGAUUGCCUUCACUGGGUCGGCUGCUGGCGGCAGGGCUGUGCAGAUUGCGGCGGCUAAAUCAAACAUGAAGCAUGUGUCUCUUGAACUAGGAGGAAAGUCACCAGCGUUGAUAUUUGAUGAUGCCAAUCUCGACAACGCCGUGUUACACAACGCCACUGGUUUCCUACGGAACUCUGGGCAGGUGUGCUUUGCAUCUUCGAGGGUUCUCGUACAGGAAGGCAUCGCCCCCAAGUUCAUCGAGGCUGUCAAAAAGGCCUUUGACGACGCCGCGAAGAAGAUGGGUGAUCCGUCACUGGCCGACACUGCGUUUGGUCCCUUGGCCGACAAGAAGCAAUUCGAGAGGGUCAUGGGAUUUUUGACCGACGGCAAGAAUGAAGGGAUCCAAAUCGUGAGCGGUGGAGGCCGCAUGGGAGACAAAGGAACAUUCGUCCAGCCCACAGUCCUCCUAAACCCGGACGUCAAGAGUCGUGUGUUUACGGAUGAAAUCUUUGGGCCAGUCAUUGCCGUCAGAACUUUCAAGACGGAGGAAGAAGCCAUUGCUAUCGCCAACGACACCACCUAUGGUCUCGGAUCCUCCGUCUUCACUUCCGACAUCCCUCGAGCGUUGCGAGUGGCAUCAAAGAUCGAGGCGGGCAACGUCGGUGUCAACCAGGCAUACAAGACGUCUCCACAGACCCCCUUUGGCGGUGUCAAGCAAAGUGGUUACGGCCGCGAGGGUGGUUACGAAGGUCUGAGGGGUUACUUGCACGCAAAGACAAUCACCAUCAACAUGGAGGUUCCUUCGACGUAGGCCAAAACAACUUCCACGAAACCACGGAGGCGAGCGAGAAUCUUGUCGGAGGGCAAAAUAUGUGUCGCUCUUGUUUUACGAUGGACAUCGACAAAGGUCACGUACGUACACACUGGUACCAUGUACCACACCGUAGAGUAUUUGUGUACUGGUAGUGGCAGCGACGACUUCCUCUGCUUGACGCCUUCAAGAAAGCUGAAACUCGACCGCGGAGGAGGAGGAGAAGAAAGAGAGUGAAAACUACCUACAAGAAUCUAUUUACCUCACGUUUGCGGAGCG
This is a messenger RNA of Exophiala oligosperma, 1859 nucleotides long. RefSeq lists its product as uncharacterized. The record is from RefSeq and is a predicted model, not a curated record. The transcript is spliced from 4 exons. NCBI's taxonomy places the organism in Eukaryota, Fungi, Ascomycota, Eurotiomycetes, Chaetothyriales, Herpotrichiellaceae. Gene Ontology annotation, molecular function: aldehyde dehydrogenase (NAD+) activity. The coding region runs from base 126 to 1580 and encodes 484 amino acids.